CCGGAAAGAGCCGAAAGUGCCGAAGAGACCCGAGAAUGACCCGAGAAGCCCAGGCCGGCCGGAAGCAGAGCCGAGCGCGGCCGGAAGGAGCCGAGCUCUUCCGAAGAGGGCCGAGCGCGGCUGGGCGUUGGGACCGGGCCGAGCCCGCGGAAUGGCGGCGGAGGGGGCAGCUGUGGCCGGAGGUGGGGCCGUCGGGGGCCGCCCGGUCAGGGACCUCUUGGGGCCGUCCAAAUGCCCGGACGCGGCCUCGAACCGGCGUCGCACCCCGAUGCUGUCGCGUGACGCCGAGCGUCGAGCAUUCCAGUGGUGCCGGGAGCACCUGGGAGGGGCCUGGCGCCAAGUGCGGCCCGAGGAGCUGAGGGUUAACCCCGUGAGCGGGGGCCUCAGUAACCUGCUUUUCCGCUGCUCGCUCCCUGACCACCUACCCAGCGUCAGCGAGGAGCCCCGGGAGGUGCUGCUUCGGCUGUACGGGGCCAUUCUGCAGGUGAGGAGGGAACGAGGGCCAGCGCCCCACGCCUUAGGACCUCUCCGUUGUGCCGAUGGGAAACUGAGGCUGGGGGCUGAUAGCUUCGGAAAGGAAGGCCCAACAGGGGAGGGAGGAGAGACCAGGCCCUCGGCUCCCUUGCUGUCCAUCUUCCUCCAGGGUGUGGACUCCUUGGUCCUUGAAAGCGUGAUGUUCGCCAUCCUUGCCGAGCGGUCCCUGGGGCCCCAGCUCUUCGGAGUCUUUCCAGAGGGCCGGCUGGAACAGUACAUCCCAAGCCGGUCCCUGAAAACUCGAGAGCUGCGUGAGCCAGUGUUGUCGGCAGCCAUUGCCACGAAGAUGGCCCAGUUCCAUGGCAUGGAGAUGCCUUUCACCAAAGAGCCCCACUGGCUGUUUGGGACCAUGGAGCGGUACCUAAAGCAGAUCCAGGACCUGCCCCCCAGUGGCCUGCCCCAGGUGAACCUGCUGGAGAUGUACGGCCUAAAGGAAGAGAUGGGCAACCUCAGGAAGUUGCUAGACUGCACCCCAUCACCAGUGGUCUUCUGCCACAACGAUAUCCAGGAAGGGAACAUCUUGCUGCUCUCUGAGGCAGGAAGUGCUGACAGUCUCAUGCUGGUGGACUUCGAGUACAGCGGCUACAACUACCGGGGUUUUGACAUCGGGAACCACUUUUGCGAGUGGGUUUAUGAUUACACUCACGAGGAGUGGCCUUUCUACAAAGCGCAGCCGGCAGACUACCCCAGCCGGGGACAGCAGCUCCAUUUUAUUCGCCAUUACCUGGCAGAGGUGAAGAAAGGUGAGACCCCCUCCCAAGAGGAGCAGAGGAAGCUGGAAGAGGACUUGCUGGCGGAGGUCAACCGGUAUGCUCUGGCAUCUCAUUUCUUCUGGGGUCUCUGGUCCAUCCUCCAGGCUUCCAUGUCCACCAUUGAGUUUGGUUACAUGGAGUAUGCCCAGUCUCGCUUCCAGUUCUACUUCCAGCAGAAGGGGCAGCUGACCCACUUCCGCCCCUCGUCCUGAUUCUCCCCAUUCCUCGGAUCCCCCUGAGCCUCCAGGCUGGACCUUGGAGGGGAGGGGCAAAGAGGCCUGGGGAGGGCUGAGCCCCCACAAGAGAGUGGUUCGAGGAGGCCGCCUGGGGUCGCGCCUGGGCAGGGAGCCCCUACCUGUGUACCUGCAGACAAUAAAGAGCUUCUCCCCUC
Messenger RNA from Choloepus didactylus (southern two-toed sloth), 1677 nucleotides. RefSeq names its product choline kinase beta (gene CHKB). Gene Ontology annotation, biological process: CDP-choline pathway; phosphatidylethanolamine biosynthetic process. NCBI's taxonomy places the organism in Eukaryota, Metazoa, Chordata, Mammalia, Pilosa, Megalonychidae. Gene Ontology annotation, cellular component: cytoplasm. The transcript is spliced from 10 exons. Bases 152 to 1498 code for a protein of 448 amino acids. The record is from RefSeq and is a predicted model, not a curated record. Gene Ontology annotation, molecular function: ethanolamine kinase activity; choline kinase activity.